Ctenocephalides felis (cat flea) is the source of this 873-nucleotide messenger RNA. Its product is annotated as activating signal cointegrator 1 complex subunit 2 homolog. NCBI's taxonomy places the organism in Eukaryota, Metazoa, Arthropoda, Insecta, Siphonaptera, Pulicidae. Bases 1 to 873 code for a protein of 290 amino acids. The record is from RefSeq and is a predicted model, not a curated record. The transcript has 4 exons.
AUGGCAUUCUUCAAAUCACUCCUCGCGGCUUUGGCUACCAUCGCACUCAUUCAGACUUCCAAUGGAUCACCUUUGGUCAUUCUUCCUGCCGCUGCCGGUGUCAACCGUGCUAACACUGAUGCUAUUGGCACUGGAUUGGAAGUAACCGGAACUAUUCCAGGAAACUUGAUUGAUGGUGUGAGCAGUUCAAUUGGUGGAGCUUACAGCAAAGUUGGUUUAACCGGAACAGGCGGUAUGAUUAGUGAUGUAGGAAGACAUGGUGGUGGCAUAUUCAGCGAAUACGGAAAAAUGCUAAGUUCCAUCCCAAACGGCUGGGGAAAUAUGUUUGACAACGCAGUCAACACUGCAGAAGGAUUUUUAGGCGGUGGUUUAGGUGGUAACUUUUUGGGUGGCGGAUUAGCUGGUCAGUUCUUCCCUCAACAACAACAACAACAACAACAACAACCACAGCAACAACAAGUACAACAGCCAUGGACUCAAGUUCAACAACAAUUGCCACAAAUGCCCCAAUAUCCCCAACAAUUACCUCAAAUGCCCCAAUACCCUCAACAAUUGCCACAAAUGCCCCAAUACCCUCAACAAGUACCACAAAUGCCCCAAUACCCUCAACAAGUGCCACAAAUGCCCCAAUAUCCCCAACAAGUACCACAACAAUUACCUCAACAAUUACCACAGCAACAACAGCCACAACAGUUGCCACAGCAAUUGCCUCAAGUGCAACAACCACAAGUGCAACAACCACAAGUGCAACAACCUCAAGUGCAACAACCACAAGUGCAGCAAACCCAAGUACAACAACCCCAAGUGCAACAACCCCAUGUGCAACAACCAACAGCUACUCAACAAGCAAAACCCGCAGCUCCAAUCGCUUAA